UGCUUUUCACUUCACGGUAGUCAGCGGUGCAGCCAGUUUCUGUGUCACAUUCGUCAGCCAUGUUUUUCUUUGGAAUGUGUUGAAAUGGUGGUAGUGAUAAAAUUUAAUUAAUCCCGUGAACUUACUUGAAAUACUGGAAACUGUGAGUGUAGUUUCAAUGUGUUAUUUGUUUGAGUGAGUUGACAUCACUGCCGUGAAAAUGAAUUGGGGCACGGAGCUUUGGGAUCAAUAUGAUAACUUGUCCGCCCACACACAGAAAGGAAUUGAAUUUCUAGACAAAUACGGUAACUUCGUAAAGGAGAGAUGCGCGAUCGAAUUAGAAUACGCAGGAAAACUUAGGAGGCUUGUCAAAAAUUAUCAACCAAAAAGGAAAGAAGAAGACGAAUACCAGUACACAUCAUGUAAAGCGUUUAGACAAUUGUUACAAGAGCUGGGCGACUUCGCGGGUCAGCGCGAGGUAGUCGCUGAGAACCUACAGUCCAAUGUUGUCCGGGAACUGCAUUUGCUAGCGAAGGAACUCAGAGAAGAACGGAAGCAACAUUUAAACGAAGGCGCAAAACAGAUGGCCGUCCUGAACUCUGCCAUAGGUUCUUUAGACCGAGCGAGGAGAGCGUACGAGCGCGCAGCGAGAGAAUCCGAACGGGCGCUGGAAGCGUUCCAAAGGGCAGAUGCAGAUCUCAAUUUGAGCCGCGCUGAGGUCGAGAAACAAAAAGCAAACAUGAAACUCAGAAGUCAAGCGUGCGAAGAUGCCAAGCACGAGUAUGCCGACCAGCUCCGCAAGACCAAUGAGGCGCAGCGGCAACACUACGAGCAGCGGCUACCUCAUGUCUUCAAACAGUUACAGGACCUGGACGAGAAACGAAUCAAACACAUAAAGAAUUUCAUGUUGAGUUCUGUCGAGGUCGAGAGAAAAGUGUUUCCUAUCAUAAAGCAGUGCUUAGAUGGAAUGGAACACGCCGCCAAUAGUAUUAAUGAAAAAGAGGACACACAACUAGUAAUAGACAGAUACAAGUCGGGGUUCGUGCCGCCCGAGGACUUCCCGUUCGAGGAGCAGCGCGCGGGCGCGGACACGACGGACGCGGCGGCGGCGGCGCACCACCACCACGCGCAGCUCACCGUGCGCGGCACCGUCUCCGGCAACCGGAUAAAGAAGCGCGGCGGCCUGCUCUCCAUAUUCAGCUCCAACAAGAAGAUUGUCGAGGCGUGCAAUUCGUUCAAGAACAAUAUGUCUACGGACGGGAAGGAGGACUACUCAGACUUGCCGCCGAAUCAGAAGAAAAAGAAACUGCAAGCCAAGGUUCACGAACUCAACAAACAGGUGGCCCAGGAACAAGCCGCCAUGGAGGGCCUGAUGAAGAUGAAAGGAGUUUACGAAACGAAUCCCACGCUAGGAGAUCCAAUGACCGUGGAAGGGCAACUGAACGAGUGUUGCGACAAGCUGAAGAAGCUGCGCGCGCAGCUGCGCAAGUUCGAGGAGCUUCUGGCGGAGGCCAACAGCCAGGUGUGCGCCGCGCCGCUCAACCCCGCCGCGCGGACCAACGGCGCCGCGCCCGCGCCCCAGCAUCCCACCAGUAUCGGUUCAAACAGCGGUUCCCUGUCGCGGUCCGCGUCGGAGUCGUCUGUGUCGACGGGCACGGGCGCGGGCGCGGGCGGCGGGUCGGUGUGCGGCGCGGGGGGCCGCGCGGCCGGCGGCUCGCCCGAGUCGGGGCUGGGCGGCGAGCUGGCCGCCGCGCACGCCGAGGCCAACGGCGACCACGACAACGACCACGAGUCAGACUUCGACUACUACUACGAACCGGACCUACAGCCGCUCGGAUACUGCAAGGCACUCUAUCCGUUUGAAGCAAACGGCACCGGCUCGACUAUGCGCAUGGAGUGCGGCGAACGGCUGCUCGUGCUGGAGACGGACGCGGGCGACGGCUGGACGCGCGUGCGCCGCCAGCUCACGCGCGAGGAGGGCUUCGUGCCCACCACAUACAUCGCCACCACGCUCUACGCCGACGCGGCCCACUAGCCCGCACCGCGGACACCGAAUGAGGUUGCAACACGGAAG
This is a messenger RNA of Cydia fagiglandana, 2053 nucleotides long. It is a transcript of the gene Cip4, whose product is annotated as formin-binding protein 1-like. Gene Ontology annotation, molecular function: protein binding. The transcript has 15 exons. Gene Ontology annotation, biological process: signal transduction. NCBI's taxonomy places the organism in Eukaryota, Metazoa, Arthropoda, Insecta, Lepidoptera, Tortricidae. The coding region runs from base 200 to 2014 and encodes 604 amino acids. The record is from RefSeq and is a predicted model, not a curated record.